Procambarus clarkii (red swamp crayfish) is the source of this 845-nucleotide messenger RNA. It is a transcript of the gene mRpL35, whose product is annotated as mitochondrial ribosomal protein L35. The record is from RefSeq and is a predicted model, not a curated record. Lineage: Eukaryota; Metazoa; Arthropoda; Malacostraca; Decapoda; Cambaridae. Gene Ontology annotation, cellular component: ribosome; mitochondrion. Gene Ontology annotation, molecular function: structural constituent of ribosome. Gene Ontology annotation, biological process: translation.
UGUUAUGUAUCUUCAUGGCCUAAUGUACCUUCUUGUAUAGAUAAAUAGAUAUAUAAGGAAGGAAGAUCAGGAGAGGCCGGGUGGGCGCCCCUAGGACGAGUGUCCGCCGUGAGGACCCGGUCACCACAGGACCACUAACUUAGCCGAAAUGCUGCUGCGACGAGUGUCUAGACUCUCGUCCUACGGUAGAGUUCUUUUAAUUCCGUCAGUACCGGCAGUUGGUUCUAGAAAUGUGUCGAUACUUACAAACCAUAAUGGACUGAGGCUUAAUUUGUCAUCUGGGCUGUUGCAGUGUCAGUUUAAGACGGCAACUGUUCCACCAUACAGCUUGGCUUCUAGAACAGUGCCAGGAUUGAAAGCCACUUUAGAAGCAAGGAUGUCAACAUGGUUUCCAAACACUCAAACAAGUCUCUUGGCUGCUCCUGUACCUGUCAGUGCAGUUCAGACACGGUCAGUCAUCAAGUGGUCCAUGCGAAAGGGCAAGCGCAAGAGUGUUAAAGCAGUCAUCAAGCGAUUUAAGAGACUUGAUUGGGCAGGCCGAGGCAUUUGGAUACGUGCUAGAGCAGGAGCGAGCAAAAGGAUGUGGAAAAAGUCUCCUGCACAAAGGCGGCGAUGCAAGACACAUGUAUUCGUCAAUGCUACACAGUCUAAUUUGUUAGAUAAAAUGGUUACUCGGUGCUGGAAGAGAGUGCGACACUACCCUGAUGAUCCUUACAAGUCAUACAUGCGACGCGACAACUAUUAUUUAACUCGGUCAUACCCAAGAGAAUUUUAUUAAGCUGAUGUAAAAUGGUCUUUUCUUUGAAAUAUGUAAAUAUUGUAGCAAAUAAAUGUUGACCAGUUUA